This is a messenger RNA of Trematosphaeria pertusa, 1440 nucleotides long. RefSeq lists its product as uncharacterized. The transcript has a single exon. Bases 1 to 1440 code for a protein of 479 amino acids. Gene Ontology annotation, molecular function: protein binding. The record is from RefSeq and is a predicted model, not a curated record. Lineage: Eukaryota; Fungi; Ascomycota; Dothideomycetes; Pleosporales; Trematosphaeriaceae.
AUGGCCGCCGACGUGCUGUCGCCCAGGAGCGAGCCUGGCUCCCUCACAUCGCCGAGCGCAAACCGCACCUCGCUUCCUCCGCUCGUCACAUCGCCGCCUUCGAACGCAAAGCUACAACGGGCAAGCUCAUAUGCCAGCAAGCGCCUCUCCACCUUCUCGAACGCGUCGAACCCGCAAUCGAUACGCUCACGGCCGCAGUCGACGGCAUUCCCCAUCUUCCACUCCAGCCUCCCGUAUACGCUUGUGCGAGACUUCGCUUACGGUCCCCUGCAUCCGCUGUUCUACGGACCGCUUCCCGAACAACCCUCCGAUAUCUCUACACCCGCGAGCGAAGUCAGCAGGAGGCUAUCGGAUCCUCCAGCAGUCCCAUGGCACCCUGACCGAGGAGGGUGGUCGGCAGGGCCUUGGGAACCUGGUGAGCAGCUGCCUCCAACCUCAUACGGCGAUGGUCCGCCAUGGAGCGAGGAUGACGACAUCUCGAGUCCGGUGGUGACGAGCCACACGCGACACAAGAAGCACAAAUCCAACAUUGUCGAUUUCGAUCAAACACGCGGCCGGAAAGCAUACCUAGAAGAGCCUCGGCGGGGCUCAUACUCUGGCACGAAUGGCGACGGCAGCCAGGUGUAUUACGUGAGCGAGAUGAAUGAAGAUGCCAACGGACCAGGCGGCGAGUACAUCACCUAUCCCCCGGAGCCAUCGUCAUCACUCGAGGUUCCGACCGGAUCUUCACGGCGGGAUUCACACUUCGCGACGACCCUUCCGCAGCGCGCCUACGCAGACGCGGACGGCCCACCAUACGACUCGGACGAAGAAAUGUCGGAGCCGGACGACUUCCUCAACGACGAAAGCCGCUUUUCGCGAGACUACCAGUUCACCAUCGCCUCGCCGGAGGAGGAGAUGCACGGCAAGGCUGUGGCGCUCUUCGACUUCGAACGCGAAAACGACAACGAGUUGCCGCUAGUGGAGGGCCAGAUCAUUCUGAUCUCAUAUCGACACGGCCAAGGAUGGCUUGUUGCACAGGACCCCAAAUCCGGCGAGAGUGGCUUGGUCCCUGAGGAGUACGUCCGGCUGCUUCGCGACAUCGAAGGCGGUUGGAACGGUCUGAUGAACGGCACGGCUGUGCAGCAGGAGUUAAACAACCCCGAAGGACUCCUCUCGCCCGUGUCCGCUGGACCAGAGGCCAAGACGCCUACCCAGGCCGACCACAAGCCCUACACUCCCGUCAUUUCGACCUUCUCCACGAGCACGAAGGAUCUCGAGCCAUAUCCCAAGGAGAUGCUUGGCACGCCGACUGCGCCAGACGGUGCCUUCCCGAGACCACGGGACGGCUCGAAGGAGAGGGCAGAUGCGGCGGAGAAAUCCGAGGGGGCGCCGAUGGAGGGUGUUGAGGCGAGCCCUGAGCCCACUAGUCGACCGCAGAGCCAAGACGCACGGUCUUGA